This is a messenger RNA of Tupaia belangeri chinensis (Chinese tree shrew), 1949 nucleotides long. RefSeq names its product DEAF1 transcription factor (gene DEAF1). Gene Ontology annotation, cellular component: nucleus. Gene Ontology annotation, molecular function: DNA-binding transcription factor activity, RNA polymerase II-specific; DNA binding. The record is from RefSeq and is a predicted model, not a curated record. The transcript is spliced from 11 exons. The coding region runs from base 232 to 1566 and encodes 444 amino acids. Lineage: Eukaryota; Metazoa; Chordata; Mammalia; Scandentia; Tupaiidae. Gene Ontology annotation, biological process: regulation of transcription by RNA polymerase II.
UGUGAGCUGUCAAGGGGUGCACGCUGAGCUCUGCUUUUGGGAGCCAGGGGGCAGUGCUGAGCAGGGAGGAGCUUGAGCCGAGGUGGAGCUGCUGUGGAAGGCCAGGUGAGGCCUUUCUCCAUUUGGGUCCUGCACAGAAGCACAUCGCAGAUGUGUUCACGAAGCGACAGGAAUGUGGGAUACCUGGCAGCAGCCUUCUGAGCCUGGCAGUUGGGGUGACUUCCUUUCCAGAUGGUCUCAGCCUGCAUCUUAGGGUCUGGUAGGACAGCCCUUCAGAUUGGGGACAGCCUGAACACGGAAAAAGCCACGCUGAUUGUCGUCCACACGGAUGGAAGCAUCGUGGAGACCACAGGGCUGAAGGGCCCAGCAGCGCCCCUCACCCCAGGUCCUCAGUCCCCUCCAACUCCUCUAGCUCCUGGCCAGGAGAAAGGCGGAACCAAAUACAACUGGGACCCGUCCGUGUACGACAGCGAGCUGCCCGUGCGGUGCCGGAACAUCAGCGGGACCCUGUACAAGAGCAGGCUUGGCUCAGGAGGCCGGGGGCGAUGCAUUAAGCAGGGGGAGAACUGGUACAGUCCUACCGAGUUUGAAGCCAUGGCAGGAAGAGCCAGCAGUAAAGACUGGAAGAGAAGCAUCCGCUACGCCGGCAGACCUCUGCAGUGCCUCAUCCAGGAUGGGAUCCUGAACCCUCACGCUGCCUCCUGCACCUGUGCUGCCUGCUGUGAUGACAUGACCUUGAGUGGCCCGGUCAGACUCUUCGUACCUUACAAAAGGCGCAAGAAGGAGAAUGAAAUGCCCACGACUCCGGUCAAGAAGGACCCCCCCAAGAACAUCACGCUGCUUCCAGCCACUGCCGCCACCACCUUCACCGUGACCCCCUCAGGACAGAUCACUACCUCUGGCGCUCUGACCUUCGACCGGGCAUCCACUGUGGAGGCUACCGCUGUCAUAUCAGAGAGUCCGGCCCAGGGCGACGUCUUUGCUGGAGCGACAGUGCAAGAGGCCGGCAUGCAGCCCCCGUGCAGGGUGGGCCACCCCGAGCCACACUACCCUGGUUAUCAGGACAGCUGCCAGAUCACACCCUUUCCAGAAGCGGCGUUGCCAACAUCACACCCCAAAAUAGUGUUGACAUCCCUGCCUGCCCUGGCGGUCCCGCCUUCCACCCCCACCAAAGCUGUGUCCCCCACGGUGGUCAGCGGCCUGGAGAUGUCGGAGCAGCGGAGUUGGCUGUACCUGGAGGAGAUGGUCAACUCUUUAGUCAGUACAGCGCAGCAGCUGAAGACGCUGUUCGAGCAAGCCAAACAGGCCAGUUCCUACCGCGAAGCCACUGCGACCCAGGCCAAAAUUCAAGCGGACACAGAGAGGAAAGAGCAGUCCUGCGUCAACUGUGGCCGGGAGGCCAUGAGUGAGUGCACCGGCUGCCACAAGGGCAACUACUGCUCCACGUUCUGCCAGCGCAAGGACUGGAAGGACCACCAGCACGUGUGCGGCCAGGCGGCGGCAGUAACCGUCCAGGCGGACGAGGUCCACGUGGCGGAGAGCGUGAUGGAGAAGGUCACCGUGUGAGGGCCCCACUGGCUGCUGUGGGUGCUGGGACCCCGCGCUCCUGUGAGGCUGUUGCCGGUCAGAGACCCCCUUGAGGACUUCAUGGGACACUGAGAAGAAAGGGGUCAUAAAAAGGUGAAGAAACUUGCUGGCCAAGUUACUGACAAACCGAGCGGACUGCGCCCUUGGAAGCCAGCCCUGCUGCGUGGCCCCGGGGAGGGCUGUCACGCUGCAGACGGCCACUCCGCAGAGGCCACGCCGAGGCCACCCGGCCUCCCACGGUGCUCUCAUCGUCCCUCGGAUCACGAGCAUCCCGUCUAGCCCAUGGCUGUGCCUGUGCCGUGACACGUGUACAUGCGUGUGUGUUCGUCAACGAAGUUGUAAAUAAAGCCUCCUGCCCCCCA